Molecule: messenger RNA, 5274 nt
Organism: Oncorhynchus gorbuscha (pink salmon)
Lineage: Eukaryota; Metazoa; Chordata; Actinopteri; Salmoniformes; Salmonidae
Product: 5-hydroxytryptamine receptor 1F-like
Exons: 4
Coding region: 239-1381 (380 amino acids)
Biological process (GO): adenylate cyclase-activating adrenergic receptor signaling pathway
Cellular component (GO): plasma membrane
Molecular function (GO): G protein-coupled serotonin receptor activity
Source: RefSeq, a predicted model, not a curated record
CUGGUAGACCGGUGAUGACGACCGCCCAAACAGGAAGAGGAGCCACCUUUGGUGUCUGUGUGAAAUAUUGGUUGAGUCCAGAGAUACCAGAAAGAAGCUACUGACACUGAGGUUACUGCUGGAGAGGGCACACCAAUAAACACACAUCACAAAGGUACACACAGCUUAUACAGCUAUGGAGGAUUACGCUUCAUUCAUCAUCUGCCUGGUCCAUCUGAAGUUCUACAUGGUUUGAGUGAUGGACUUGUCUAACUGUACAAAGGGGGUCUUCUCCCUGGGUGCGGGUGAGGAGGGGGAUGGGGGUUCUAUAACCCCACCAAGUAAAAUCAUCCUCACCCUCACCCUGUCCCUGCUCGCUGUCAUGACAAUGGUUAUCAACUCCCUGGUGAUCACAGCCAUCAUCGUGACCAGAAAGUUACAUCAUCCGGCCAACUACCUGAUCUGCUCUCUGGCGGUGACGGACCUGCUGGUGGCCAUCUUGGUCAUGCCCUUCAGCAUCCUCUACAUACAGAGGGAAAGCUGGGUGAUGGGUGAGGCUGUCUGUAAUGUUUGGCUGAGUGUUGACAUCACCUGCUGCACUUGUUCCAUCCUCCACCUGGCAGCCAUCGCUCUGGACCGCUACUGGGCCAUCACUGACGCCGUGGAGUACUCACGCAAACGCACCGGCCUCCGAGCUGGCAUCACUGUCGCCGUCGUCUGGUUCCUGUCCGUCCUCAUAUCCCUUCCCCCUCUGCUGUGGAGGAACCAUGGUGGGGGGCCAGAGGAGGACCAGUGUCUGAUAACGCACCACCACAUCGCCUUUACCCUCUACUCCACCCUGGGAGCCUUCUAUAUUCCCCUGCUCCUCAUCCUCAUCCUCUACUAUAAGAUCUACAGAGCAGCUCAGACUCUGUACCUCCGGAGGGGGGCCAGCAGAGCCAGCCAGCACUCCUCCAUGGUCAACGGAACCACCCUCCCCUCCUGCCCCACUGAAGGAGACCCCCAGAGCCCAGACACCCUGAACCCCCCGGAAAAGUCCUACUCAGACCCCUCCACGGAGGGCGACCGCGUGCGCAUCGCCGUAAAAAGUCCCCAGAGCGAGUCGAGGCGGGAGCGUGAAUGUGGGUUGAGACGGCAGCGUAUCUCAGGGACCAGGGAGCGGCGCGCUGCAUCUACGUUAGGACUGAUACUGGGGGCCUUCGUGGUCUGCUGGAUGCCUUUCUUCCUGAAGGAGGUGAUCGUCAACACGUGUGGCUCAUGCAACACCUCCAUAGAGCUGGCUGACUUCCUCACCUGGCUGGGGUACCUCAACUCCCUUAUCAACCCUCUCAUCUACACUAUCUUCAACGAAGACUUUAAGAAGGCCUUCCAGAGACUGGUCAGGUGUAGGCUUCGCCUCUGACAAGGGUAGAGAGGACACACAUUUGUUUUUUAUUUAACCUUUAUUUAGGCAGGGUGGAGUCCAAUUUAGACAAAGGUACCUCACACAAACAAUUAUCUGUAGGGUCGCUAAGUCGAACAGUGAAUAUCAAACACAGAUUCAACCACAAAGACCAGUGAGGUUUUCCAAUGUCUCGCAAAGAAGGGCACCUAUGGGUAGAAAACGACAUUGAAUAUCCAUUUGAGCACAGUGAAGUUAUUCAUUACAAAUACUACAAAUACAGUUGUCCUUCCUAACUCAGUUGCCAGAGAGGAAGAAAACCACGAUUUCACCACGAGGUCAAUGCUGACUUUAAAACAGUUACAGAGUUUAAAGGUACAAUAUUCAGAAAUCACUCCGCCAUUUCCUGGUUGCUGAAAUUCUAAUACUUUGCCUAAUUUCAGUUUGUGACAAAACAAGCAAUUUAUAGUGUAGAGAAUCAUUGCACCAUCUAAACCACUCUGAAAAAUCUUUACAAUAACCAAAAUAUUGUAUUUUCAAAUGUUUGAAGCUGGUUCACAUAACUGAAAAUAAAAGAUGCAAAAGCGAUACUUAAGAACGAGAAGCAUAGAAAUAGAACACAGAACAGAUCUACCGCUUCUUACGUUUGCUUUCAAUGAGAAUUAGUCUAUAACUCACAUUUCUAUGUGCAUUUUGUCGGGUCGCCCAAAAAUGUACGUAUUGAAACUUUAAUGGCUGUGAUAGAACUGAGGAUGGAUCAACAUUGUAGUUACUCCACAAUACUAAACUAAUUUACAGGGUGAAAAAAAGGAAGCUUGUACAGAAUACAUAUAUUUCAAAACAUGCAUCCUGUUUGCAACAAGUCACUAAAGUAAAACUGCAAAAAAUGUGGAAAAGAAAUGAACUUUACAGUGCCCUCAAAGUAUUCAUACCCUUUGACUUAUUUCACAUUUUGUUGUGUUAUAGCCUGAACUGAAAAUGGUUUACAUUUUACUUACAUUUUUUCUCACACAAAAAAACAUAAUGACAAACUAAGUAUCAACCCCCUGAGUCAAUACAUGUUAAAAUCAACUUUGGCAGCAAUUACAGUGAAUCUUUCGGGGUAAGUCUCUAAGAGCUUUGCACACCUGGAUUGUACAAUAUUUGCACGUUCUUAAAAAAAGUAUUCAAGCUCUGUCAAGUUGGUUGUUGAUCAAUGCUAGACAGUCAUUUUCAAGUCUAUUCAUAUAUUUUCAAGUCGAUUUUAAGUCAGCUAUAACUAGGCCACUCCAGGAGCAUUCAAUGGCAUCUUGGUAAGCAACUUCAGUGUAUAUUUGGCCUUGUGGUUUAGGUUAUUGUCCUGCUGAAUUUGUCUCCUAGUAUCUCUUGGAAAGCAGACUCAACCAGGUUUUUUUCCUAGGAUUUUGUCUGUACUUGGCUCUAUUUCAUUUUUUUCAUCCUAAAAAAAAAAAUCUAUUCUUGCCGAUGACAAACAUACCCAUAACACAAUGCAGGCACCACCAUGCUUGAAAAUAUAAGGAGUGGUACUCAUUGAUGUGUUGGAUUUGCCCCAAACAUAACUCUUUGUAUUCACAUUUUUUUUGCCGUUUUCCUUUAGUGCCUCACUCUGUCCAUUAGGUUAGUAUUGUGGAGUAACUACAAUGUUGUUGAUCCAUCCUCAGUUUUCUCCAAUAAAACCAAUAAACUCUUAACUUUUUGUAAAGUAACCAUUGGCCUCAAGGUGAAAUCCCUGAGCAGUUUCCUUCCUCUCUGGCAUUGGAGUUUGGAGGGUGCCUGUAUCUUUGUUGUGACUGAGUGUAUUGAUACUGUCACGUUGGUAUGAAGAGAUUCGGGAGACAGGCACAGGAAUGCGUAACAUUUUUUUUUUAUUAAGCCCAAAUUACAGCGUGCUGUGUAAAGGCACGGGAACGAAGACCAAACAAACACGUAACAAAAAACAGGGUAGAAACCCAAACAAAAAAGCGAAGAGUAACUUGAAUAAAUAACACACGCGCACAAUGAUUAACACACGGGAUGAGACCUGUAAUCAUCUGCGCAAUCCACAAUGGCACGAAAGCCUAAACACACAGCACAGGUACUCACACGCACCAACGGACAUUGUACCGAUAAUGGACAGCCCAAUGGAAACCAAAGGGCACACUUAUACAAGUACUAAUCAGUGGGAAUAGGGGACAGGUGUGCGUAAUGAAAAUUCCGGAGGGAUCCGUGAAACCAUCCAAAGUGUAAUUAUGUAACUUCACAAUUCUCAAAGGGAUAUUCGAUGUCUGCUUUUUUACACAUCUACCAAUAGGUAGUCUUCUUUGCAAGAUAUUGGAAAACUACCCUGGUCUUUGUGGUUGAAUCUGUUUGAAAUUCACUGCUCAACUGAGGGACAUUAUAGAUAAUUGUAUGUGUGGGGCACAGAGAUGACCUAGUCAUUCAAAAAUCACAAUAAACACUUUAUUGCACACAGAGUGAGUCCAUGCAACUUAUUAUGGGUCUUGUUAAGUAUAUUUUUUCUCCAGAACUUAUUUUGGCUUGUCAUAAUAAAGAGGUUAUAUAAUUUUCGACUCAAGACAGUUAAGCUUUUAAUUUUAAAAAACUGUAAAUACUUCUAAAAACAUAAUUAAACUUUGACAGUAUUGUGUACAGGCCAUGCACACAAUCUAAUAUUAACCAAUUCUAAAUUCAGGCUGUAAAACAACAAAAUGUGGAUGAAGUCAGGGGUGUGAAUACUUUCCGAAGGCACUGGAUGUCCUGAAGUUGCUUACCAAGACAUCAUUGAAUGUUCCUGAGUGGCCUAGUUACAGUUUUGACUUAAAUCUACUUGAAAAUCUAUGGCAAGACUUAAAAAUGGCUGUCUACCAAUGACUAACAUCCAACUUGAGAGAGCGUGAAGAAUUGAAAAAAGAAGAAUGCAAAUAUUGUACAAUCCAGGAGUGGAAAGCUCUUAAGAGACCCAGAAAGACUCCCAGCUGUAAUCGCUGCCAAAGGUGAUUCUAAUAUGUCUUAACUAAGGGGGUUGAAUAAUUAUCUAAUCAAGAAAUAUGAAUGUUUUCUUUUUUUAUAAAGUUUUUACAAAUGUUUUUAUUUUUAUCGACCACAGAGUAUUUUGGGUAGAUCAUUGACAAAAAAUUACAAUGAAAUCCAUUUUAAUCCCACUUCGUAACACAACAAAAUGUGGAAAAAGUCCAGGGGCGGGAAUACUUUCUGAAGGCACUGUAAAUCUUUAGUGACUGAACGAAUUUCAAGAGUUACCAUACCCGGUCACAGGGAUGGCGAGCUCGUACUUCUAUCGGUUAAUAACGAUGUUAGGUUGUUGUAAUGUUACGUGCACGCACACACACACACGCAAGCAUGUGCACGCCAUUCAGUUCAGAGUUGUGUUGGAUCCGGGAUAGCAUCCGACUGCCUGAGAUCAGAGACUAUCAACAGAAUAAACACAAGAGACUUUAAAUCUUUACCCGGAGGAAAUUACCUGUAAUACUCUGCCAAGACUAAUGGACACUCCAGCCAGGUCAGUCUAAUGGGACUGGCACAUUGCUGAGCUUUGGAAGAAAGUUAAGAGGACCUCAGAUCCAUAAGAGUCUAUUUAUAGAGAGCCAUGAGGUCAUCAUCUCCUUGAUAUUUGAUAGUGUUACUGUCGUAGUCGGGAUGGUGUUUAAUGACAUUGAAGGGACGAUGUUUAAAUGAACAGACAGAAACUGGUUAAACUGUAGGAUGAAACUCUGGACUUAAACCAUCAGCCUCGAUCAUUGCAAGGUCUUAGAAUAGCUGAUCAUGGUGUUUGUCUGUUCUAUAACUACGAACCUCCCAAAGCUAGUAGACUGAAAUAUAACAUAUCAAAGGUUUUGACUUAUUCUCCAAACAAUAUUUGUUAUCAUUGUUUUUGUUGAUGCUACAAAAGUAGUGAUUAAAGUUAUUAUGCUACUCAA